UUUCGGCGGCCCUCAAGAUGGCGUCGCUGCCCAUUGAGAGGAGUUGCGGGAGAACGGCGGGAGGGCGGCGACGGCGGGCGCAGCUGAAAUGAAAGGCAGAAGCCGGCAGGCCACGCUCUUCCAAGCAUGGGGAGCGCAGCCGACUCCCGCGCCGGCGGUGAAAGAGGAGGAGGAGGAAGAAGAAGAAGAGGCGGCGCUGUUGGCUGCAGCCAUAGAAGCCGAGGCAACGGAUUCGCCCUCCUGGUCCUCUCCGUCAGGCUCUUCUGCUGCCCGGGGAUUCAUCGGCGGCGCUCCGGGCGCUCUGUGGAUGUUCCCGUCCGGCGGCUGCGUGGAGGAGCGCGCCUACCAGGUCCGAGCGUCGUGGGAAGCGCUCCUGGCCAACACGCUGCUCUGCCUGCCGACAGGACUGGGCAAAACGCUGGUAGCCGCCGUGGUCAUGUACAAUUUCUACCGGUGGUUCCCAGGCGGCAAGAUCCUCUUCCUGGCCCCGACCAAGCCUUUGGUGGCUCAGCAACGGGAAGCGUGCGCCCGCCUCCUGGGCAUCCCAGCUUCGCAUAUGGCCGAGAUGACGGGAGGUACCCAAAUUGUUGAUCGGAAAGAAAUCUGGCGCACCAGAAGAGUCUUCUUUCUCACUCCUCAAAUAAUGGCAAAUGAUCUUUCUCGUGGCACAUGUCCAGCAGCAGAAAUUAAAUGCCUGGUUAUUGAUGAAGCCCAUAAAGCUCUUGGAAAUCAUGCGUAUUGUCAGGUGGUGAAAGAAUUAUGCAAAUAUACCAAAGAGUUUAGAAUCUUGGCUCUAAGUGCAACUCCUGGCAGUGAUGCGAAGGCUGUUCAGCAAGUUAUUACCAACCUGUUAAUUUCCCACAUAGAACUUUGCUCUGAAGAUUCUCCUGAUAUUCAGCCUUAUUCUCAUGAGCGACGAAUUGAAAAAUGUGUGGUUCCACUUGGGAAAGAAUUGAGUGAAAUUCAGACUGCUUACAUACGGGUCUUGGAAAUUUUUACUAGUCGGCUAACUAGACUCCAGGUGUUACCACGACAUGAAAUAUCUGCUCUUACAAAAUAUCAGAUAAUUCUAGCACGAGAUCAAUUUAGGAAAAACCCUGCUUCACGUUUUGAGCGAAUGCAGCAAGGUGCAAUAGAGGGAGAUUUUGCUCUUUGUAUUAGUUUAUAUCAUGGUUACGAACUGUUACUGCAAAUGGGUAUGAGAUCAUUGCAUACCUUCUUACGUGGAAUUAUGGAUGGAUCAAAAGGAAUGACUCGAGCCAAAAAUGAACUUGGGCGUAAUGAGGAAUUCAUGAUGCUAUACAGCCAGCUUGAAGACAUGUUUUUGGAUUCAACUUCAUCAAAUGGAAACAUCAAUGAACUAGGAACCGAAAACAUGAAGACUUUCAUUUAUAGCCAUCCCAAAUUAAAGAAAUUAGAAGAUGUUGUUCUACAGCAUUUCAGAUCCUGGAAAAAACGUCAAGAUCAGACUACAUCUGAAGCCACACCUACAGAUACCAGAGUGAUGAUCUUCUCUUCCUUCCGUGACAGUGUUCAGGAAAUUGCAGAGAUGCUUAACUAUCACUACCCACUUGUGAGAGUCAUGACUUUUGUAGGCCAUUCUACAGGCAAAAACACGAAGGGUUUUACACAGAAGGAACAGCUUGAGGUAGUGAAGCAUUUCCGGGAUGGCGGCUACAACACAUUGGUCUCCACAUGUGUAGGAGAAGAAGGCUUGGAUAUUGGCGAAGUAGACCUCAUCAUUUGUUUUGAUGCUCAAAAAAGUCCGAUUCGUCUUGUACAGCGAAUGGGCCGAACUGGACGCAAACGGCAAGGGCGCAUUGUUGUCAUUCUUUCUGAAGGAAGGGAAGAGCGAACUUACAAUCAAAGCCAAUCCAACAGAAAAAAUCUUCUGAAAACUCUUUCUAAAAAUAAAGGCCUCCAUUUGUACCAGCACAGCCCACGUAUGAUUCCAGACGGUCUGAACCCCAAAAUGCACCGUAUGCUGAUUACACCUCCAGAGAAGGAGCCAGACACCUCCACAGCCUGCUCAAAGAAGAAAAGUCUCACUUUGGGGCGAAAUAAUUUUCUCAGUUUUGCCAAUGCAGGUACGAAGCAAGCCAGUCCAACUGACAGCUGGGGUCUUACAACUGAGGAAUAUGAAAAAUGGGAUAGACUAUAUAAAAUAAAAGCUGGUGAAGGAAUAAAAAAGCCAAUAAUGCCAUGCAGUCAGUUUGUAACAUUAGAAUGCAAAGAUACAAGAACAGAAUUGGAAACUAAAGAAGUUCAUGAACUGUCGCUGUCAGAAUGGACUGUCUGGCAGAACCGGCCUUUCCCUACCUAUCUAGUGGAUCACUCUGAUCGUUGCUUCCACUUCAUUAGUAUCAUGGACAUGAUAGAGCAAAUGAGACAUGAAGAAUGUUACCAAAACUGCAAUGCAAUUAGGACUUCAAGACAAUGACGAUAAACAAAUUACCAAAAAGAAGAAGAAAAAAGAAAGAAAAAAGAAGAAAGAAGCAAUUCUUUAAAAAUGUAAAUGUCAGGGAAGCAUAUAUGUUUUCUUUAGGAUUAAAGUUUAGGAAAGUA
Messenger RNA from Pantherophis guttatus, 2565 nucleotides. NCBI's taxonomy places the organism in Eukaryota, Metazoa, Chordata, Lepidosauria, Squamata, Colubridae. The record is from RefSeq and is a predicted model, not a curated record.